Messenger RNA from Nerophis lumbriciformis (worm pipefish), 3303 nucleotides. The record is from RefSeq and is a predicted model, not a curated record. NCBI's taxonomy places the organism in Eukaryota, Metazoa, Chordata, Actinopteri, Syngnathiformes, Syngnathidae.
AUGAAAGGGUACCAUGUCAGCCGUAGCUUGUCACAGCAUUCCUCUGGUGGUGGUGGAGGAGGCCCCUGUCAUUGUCCCCCUGAGGACUGUGAUGGCCCAGGGAGAGACUUCUACCACAGUCAUAACGAUGGUCACUUCUACACUCCAGGAGGUCCAGCUGAGUCUUUGGCACUUGAGAGACACCACUCCCACUCACAUUCUCACAGCCACUCAGGUGGAGGCACCUUUCCCCGUUCACACCCCAGCCAGCAUCCACCUCUGCAGUCGUUUGACUCAUGUGAGGAAUGCUUGUCAUCGGGUCAUGGAGGCAAGAUGCACCGCAUCCCUCCAAACCUGAUGGAUCAGUUUGAAAAGCAGGUGCCCUUCCAUCCUGAUGGCUUCCACACAUUGCAGUAUCAGCGCACCACUAGUGGGGGUGCCGAGCAGCGCAGCGAGAGCCCUUCACGUAUACGACACCUGGUCAACUCCGUCCAACGUCUCUUUGCCAAGUCCCAUUCUUUGGAGGCCCCUUCCAAACGAGAGUACAAUGGGACAAGAGGAGGCAUGGAUUACAGGGGCGAGAGAGGAGGGGGUCAUAGAAGCGGCGGGGAGGACGGCGUGGGCCACCACUCUGGCCACCAGUCCCGCUCUGCUCGGAGGAACAAGUCUCGAGAGCGUAGUAAGAGCGGGGACUCUCGACACGAGUCUGGUAGACGACACCGCAGCAGAACGGCAGGCUGGUGGAGCUCUGAUGACAACUUGGACAGCGACAGCAGCUUCCUGGUGAGUGGUGGAAGGAGAGGAUACCCCAUUGGGCAUGAAAGUCUGGAUGCGGCGAUUCAGGAGCUCACCAUGAAGAGACCAAAGGAACGAGUCAGUGGGCCUGGGCCUGCAGAGUGCAUGGCCUGUACCACCAUUGCACUGGCUGGCAGCGAAGGAAGCGGACACCACAGUCACACUGGUCACCCUGGUCACUCCCUGAAGAGGAGCACAUGGUCUGCGAUGACCGUCAGUCAAGCCAGGGAGGUGUACCCCUCGAGGGGGAUAGGGGGAGGCUAUGAUAAAGCUCUGGUGCCCCUUGACAACAAACUGAAGGAGAGGACCCUCCACUAUCUACAGGUUCCUUCAGAAGACUGGGGGGGUGGAUACAGUGGCAGUGGUGUCACAGACAGUGGAGGUGAGAUUCCCUGCCGUCGCAUGCGCAGUGGCAGUUACAUCAAGGCCAUGGGCGAUGAUGACAGCGCCGAUUCAGACAGUAGCCCAAAAGCCUCGCCUAAGUCCACCCUGAUUGCUCAGAGGGAUGCCUUCAGACGAUCAAUCAGCAUGGAUCAAAGGUAUUCAUGUAAGCAGUGUACAGACUCAUAUCCGAACAGCCGAACAACACCCAAAUCCCACACCCGCUCACGUAGUUACACUCGCUCGCUGACCAGUUCACAGUUAGGAGACACGCUAGACCAACAGUUUGAGGCUGUGUGCGAGACCAUGUUUGGGGAGGUAGAAUCCCAAGCGGUCGAUGCUCUGGAUCUCCCAGGAGUGUUCCGCACGCGUAGCCAUAGCUAUGUCCGCGCCAUCCAAGCCGGAUGUUCCCAGGAUGACGACUGUCUCUCUGUAUUCUCCAUGUCUGGCCCCCAGGGAAGCAUCAAGGCAGGAGCUGUCUUUCCUUAUCGCAAAGGUGCACCUCCCCCACUCCCACCUCGCAUGUCCAAGUCUUCGCUGUCAGUGAGAGCCCAGAGCAGCACAGAGUCCACUCAGGACACCUACUACCAGAGCAGCCAUGGGCGCCCCAAACUGCACAGUAACUCAGUGGACCUGGGCUGCUCCGACGUACCUUCGGGACGCUCUUCCAGAGUUGGCUACUACACUGCCACAGGCCCGGGGCGUUCCCGGCAGCACAGUAACUCAGCAGAGAGCCUUGACGGAGGGAUCAGGGGAUCGAGGGAGAUGGUGCCUUAUGGAGGAGGUCCAGGAGUUGGCGUGCGGGCAAAACACAGCAGCUCAGCUGACAGUCUGCUCGAGGGGCCACCAAGGCCAGCGCGGGACAGGGAUGGUCGGGUUGGGGGAAGCCUUGGGAAGUCAGUCUCCUUGCCGCAGAACAGCAUUGUUCUGAGUAAACCUGGAGGGCAGGAUGAUAGUUGCGGGAGGAAAUGGAGGCCGUCCAUAGCUGUGCAGGUGGACAGCUCAGAGACUCUGUCAGAUUCAGAUGCAGAGGGCAAAGCUCUGACAGAGGUCCAUUCAAUAGGAGUACAGGUGGAAGAUGACAAAAGACGGGCCCGUUUCAAGCGCUCAAACAGUGUGACGGCCAGCGUGCAGGCUGACCUGGACCCUGAGGGCUUCCCAGGACUCAGCGUUGCCGUGCCAACGCAGGACAAGAGUCUCCAGUUUGGCUGCUCCUUCCAACGGCACUCAUCAGAACCGGAGUCAGCUGGCCAGUUCACGGAAUGCCACCGCACUGUGCAUACACAGGGACAGUGGGCCUAUCGAGAGGACUUUAUCCAGAGUGGCUACACCACUGAGGCUUGUCCAGGAGACCCAAGAUCCCACCAGCAUCCGCACCUUCCACCGCGUUCCCACUCACCACUACCCCUUUCAUCUGAGCGAGCAUGGGCCGGGACACCUUCUUUGGAGGGUCCCCGGAGCCUGCCCGACUCGGGUAGAGCCUCCCCUUGUAUGAGGGAUGGAGAAUUCUUCUUGCGCCUCUUGCAAACUGAAGUGGAAAGGAUGGAGGGCUGGUGCCAGAACAUGGAGAGGGAGGCAGAGGAGAAUGAACUCCCAGAGGAGAUUCUUGAGUUGAUUCGUAGUGCAGUUGGCAGUGCCCAGAUUCUCAUGUCUCAGAAGGUUCAGCAGUUCUUUCGUCUCUGCCAACAAAGUGUGGACCCUUCUAGUUACCCACAGCCCACCUCUCAGGACCUAGCAGGCUUGUGGGACCUACUUCAGCUCAACAUAGAAGACAUCCGGGUCAAGUUUCAGGAUCUCCAGCGCCUCAAAGACUCUGGCUGGAAGGUCCCCCCUGAAAAGAAGGAGGAUAAGAAGCUUCCUCCUCCCUUACCAAAGAAGCCAGCGGGCGGGGUGAGUGGCAGCCUACGGGCCGAUAGCGUCGGGGAUGGAGGCGGCGGAGGCGGGCCAGGGGGCCUGUUAGUGCCUCGUGUAGGUGGACACACUCUACCAAUCAGGGAGAAAUCCCUGGACCUAGUGGAACGUCAGAGGACAGAAGCUAGGAGGAGGUUACUGCAGACCAAGCGAACUGCCUCCUUCAGGCAGAACUCAGCCACGGAGAGUGCAGACAGUAUUGAAAUUUACAUUCCCGAGGCCCAGACUCGACUCUGA